UUUUGAAAAACAUCCGGAUGUUUUAUUUCUGUUUCGUUGUUAUCUAACAGCAUAGGAUGGGGAAGAUAUUUGUAGACGGACAGGUUUUACUUCCUGUUGUCCGUUCAGUCAAAAAGGACAAAGAACAUUCUCGCUGUGACAUUGUAACAACUUAUUUUAAAAAUGACUUCUUCAUCGCGUGACUGUUGACUUGAUUUUUAAAAGAGUAACUACAUCAUAUUAUAGCGUAGUAAUAUAGAGCAUUUAAGUAAAUGAAAGGUUGUCGAAGAUAUUGUUGGACACUUGAGAAAGUACAAGUCGAUCCAUCCAUUUCUACCGCUUGUCCCUCUCGGGGUUGUGGGGAGCUGGAGCCUGUCCCAGCUGCACUCAGUGGGAAGGCAGGGUACACCCUGGACAACAGCCAGUUAUUUAGGGAUGUGGGGGUCAAUUCGUGUUCAAAGACUGGCACAGAGAGAAACUGUUCGACUGUGCUCCAAUAUCUCAAACAAGCCUUUAACAUCACCGACUGCCAAGUCAAAUUCACAUCUGCGUCUUCAAGCUGAGAAACAGAAGCGGAGAAAACAGAGGGAAAAUGCCAUAUUGUCAACUCAACACAAUAAAGCUGAUGAAGAAUUUGUGAAAUGGACCGAGAAGGAGAGGAUUCUCUACACUGCUCAUAUACCGCCCGGGUCAAAGAAAGACACAACCUUGCCUCUCCCAUCUGCGUACAGUCCAGAUUAUGUGGAGUCCAGAUGGUAUCAGUGGUGGGAGAAAGAGAGAUUCUUCAGCCCCGAGCAGCAUACGAAAUUAUCUCAUGCUGUGGAUCAGAAUUUUGUGCUGUGUAUCCCUCCACCAAAUGUAACUGGGACUCUGCAUCUGGGACAUGCUCUGACUGUAGCUAUAGAAGAUGCUUUGGUUCGAUGGAGAAGGAUGCAGGGCCAGAGAGUAUUGUGGGUACCUGGAUGUGAUCAUGCAGGAAUAGCAACACAGACUGUGGUGGAGAGAAUGUUGCUCCGGGAAACAGGGAAGCUGAGACAAGACUUCACUAGAGAAGAAUUUUUAAAGGAGGUUUGGAAAUGGAAACAUGAGAAAGGAGAGGAAAUCUAUCAUCAGUUAAGGAAACUUGGUGCGUCCCUGGACUGGAGCAGAGCCUGUUUCACUAUGGAUGAAGAUUUCAGUAAGGCUGUUACUGAGGCCUUUGUCCGACUGUGUGACGCCGAUUUGAUCUUUCGCUCAGAGGGACUCGUCAAUUGGAGCUGUGCCCUGGAGUCUGCAAUAUCUGAUAUAGAGGUUGAUUCAAAAGAACUAUCUGGGCAAACCAUGCUGUCUGUUCCUGGUUAUGAACACAAAGUAGAGUUUGGAACCAUGUUUACAUUUGCCUACCCCAUAGAAGACUGUGGUGGAGAUGUGGCGGUGUCAACAACACGUCCAGAAACCAUGCUUGGAGAUGUGGCCAUAGCUGUUCACCCUGAUGAUCCUCGAUACCAGAAUGUUCACGGAAAGGUUUGCCGCCACCCCUUUAUUGACAGACUGCUGCCAAUUGUCACUGAUACAAUGGUGGACAUGGAGCUUGGAACAGGUGCAGUGAAGGUUACUCCUGCUCAUGACCUCUUAGACUUCUUAUUGUCACAGAGACAUGCUCUACCGCGCCUUACUGUGAUUGGAGAAGAUGGGAAGAUGACUCCACUAUGUGGUCAAUGGCUUGAGGGAGUGAAACGUUUUGAUGCUCGACAACUGGUAAUCGACGCUUUGGUUGAGAAAAAGCUGUUCCGGGGAAAAAAGGGUCACACCAUGACCUUACCCACUUGCAGCCGCUCAGGGGAUGUCAUUGAGCCUCUUCUUAAGAAGCAGUGGUUUGUCCGCUGUCAGGAAAUGGCCAAAAAAGCUAUACAGGCUGUGGAGGAUGGACAACUGGAAAUCAUUCCACACUUUUACAACAAAACAUGGACGAACUGGCUGUCCAACAUCAGUGACUGGUGCAUUUCCAGACAGCUUUGGUGGGGGCAUCAAAUCCCUGCUUACAGAGUGAAGCUUUCUGGUGUUAAAGAUGAACAGGAGGAACAGUGGGUCUGGGGAAGGAAUGAGGACGAAGCCCGACAGCGAGCUACUAUCAAAUAUGGAGUGAAGCCAGAGAACAUCAGUCUGACUCAGGACCCUGAUGUUCUGGAUACAUGGUUCUCCUCUGGGCUGUUUCCUUUUGCAAUGCUGGGCUGGCCUCAGCAGACGACAUCCUUUCCACAGACCAGUGACUUUCAACGCUUCUACCCCCACACCCUCCUGGAGACUGGCAGUGAUCUCAUAUUCUUCUGGGUGGCGAGGAUGGUAAUGCUGGGCACAGAACUGACUGGCCAGUUGCCAUUUAAACAAGUUCUGCUUCACUCUUUGGUGAGGGAUAAACAUGGCAGGAAAAUGACAAAAUCUUUGGGAAACGUCAUUGACCCCCUGGAUGUCAUACAUGGAGUCUCAUUGGAGAAGCUCCAACAGAAAGUUAUGGAAGGUAACCUCGACCCCAGGGAAAAGGUGGUUGCCAUGGAAGCUCAGAGAAAAGACUUCCCUAAGGGGAUCCCUCAGUGUGGGACUGACGCGCUGAGAUUUGCCCUCUGCUCUCAUAAGAUGCAGGGAGAAGACAUCAGUCUAUCCUUUUCCCAGGUCCUGAGUUGCAGGCACUUCUGUAAUAAAAUGUGGCAGACACUGAGAUUUACUCUGGGUUCACUUAGUGACACUACACCAGUGGGGACGCUGGAAAAGACCGCUCCUUUGAGUAGCAUGGAUCAAUGGAUCUGCUCUCGACUAUACAGCACUGUAGAUCAAUGCGAGGAGGCCCUUGAAAAAUAUGAUCUCCACACUGCCACAGCUGUCUUGUACGCCUUCUGGGUCCACAACCUGUGCGACGUUUACAUGGAGAGUGUGAAGCCAGUGCUACAGAAGCAGAAUGAGGAAGCAGUGGUUGCUCAGAAUGGCAACAUAGGGAGAUCGGCGCCAAGCGUCAUCCUCUAUCACUGUGUGUCCACAUCUCUGGCGCUCCUCUCCCCAUUCAUGCCCUUCAUUACAGAGGAGCUGUGGCAGAGACUCAAACCCUUUCGAGCUGAAGCUGCAGCCCAGAGCAGCUUGUGUCUGCAGCCUUACCCUUCCUCGUCUCAAAUGAAACACUGGCAUUUCCCAGAAGUGGAGAGAGAUUUCCUGCUGGUCAAGGAAGUGAUCCGAGUAGCUCGCUCUCUUAGAGCGCAGUGUGGUAUGACCAAAGAAAAGCCUGACAUGUGGAUAGUGUGUUCACUCAGUCAGGCCGAGAUCCUUCUUUCCUUUGAAUCUGCUGUUUGGACUCUGAGCCGAGUCUCUCGUGUCAGUAUCUUCUGUCCUGAAGAAGGAGAAAGCCUCCACUCUGUCAGCUCCACUCCCCCACCCAAAGGCUGCCUCAUUGGUGUGGUGGACCACACCUGUCAGCUGCACCUACCUGUUCAGAGUGGCAUGAAUAUUGACAAACAAAUUGUCCAGCUCACCCAACGGAGUAGUAAGCUUGUUUCAAAGCUGGAGGAGAUCCGCUGCAAAGUUCAAGCUCCAGACUACCUGACCAAGGUCCCGGCACAAGUCAGGGAACAGAUGGACAAUAAGAUGUCAGCUUUCCAGCAGGAGUUGAAGAAUAUCGAGGAUCAGCUAAAGGUGCUGCAGGCGUACAAAUAAUAUUCCAUCAGCAAAUAUUGCACUAAUAGUCUUGACUAGUGUCGUAACAAUCAUAAGACAACAAAUCCUGGUUGUAAUAGUAUAAAUGAUUCUAGAAGUCGUAAUAGUUAGUAUUAAUCAUAGUUUAGAACAGGGGUGUCCAAAGUGCAGUACUUUUUUUUGCUAUUUUUGGAAGUGUUCACCGCAGUCAAAUUUUGAUACUUGAUGCAUGCUAACAUUAGCAAGCUGGCAUUUUAAACAAACAUUUCAGAUACACACUUCAGAGUAAUAUACAGUGUUUUGGUACUUGACGCGUGUUACAGUUAGCAUGUAUAUUUUGGUAUUUCACUAAUGCAAACUGUAAGCAUGCUAUUGUUACCAUCUUUUUUUUAUCUAAUUUUGCUCCUAUUUCUUGUUAUUGACGCUAUCUGGCCUGCGUGCUAACUCUUUCAGUUCAGUUCAGCUUUGGCUCUUCAGCAUUCACACAGAAUUUCUACCAAAAUUGUAUUUUGUAGUUCUUUAAAAAACAUUUAUAUAUAGCAUUGGUUUUGAAGGUGAAAACUACCAAAAUGGCCCCACAUCCUUUGAUUUGUCAGUCGAUGGCCCUCAGUGGAAAAGGUUUGGGCACCCCUGGUUUAGAACAACCAUAUUUCCGAGUGCAUUGACAGUGAAGUGAGGUGAAGUAAAUUAUGAUUAUAUAGCGCUUUUCUCCAGAGACUCAAAGCGCUUUACAUAGUGAAACCCAUUAUCUACAUAUUUAUGCUAUAUUUAAACCAAGGUGGGUGGCACUUGGAGCAUGUGAAUAAAGUGUAUUGCCCGAUGACACAACAGCAGUGACUAGGAUGGUGGAAGCAGGGAUCGAACCUGGAACCUUCAAGUUGCUGGCACUCUACCAAACAAAUCGCGCCGCCCGAGCCAAAAUUGUGGGUUGUGUGCAUGUGCUCAAAAAAUAUCUGUUCAAAUGUGUGUGCAAAUCUACAUGAUUGGUUAUGAAUGCUGCUCUGUUGUGGAACUAUGAUAGUAAUUUUGCUGGCACUGAUUUUUUAAAUCAGCCGUGUAACAUUGUAUCAUGUGUAACUAUACUGUACAUGAUUUAAAAAUAUUUAAGUAUUGUUCAACUGGGUCAAGAAAAUAUGGCACAAACAAAAGGGGAUUUGUGUGUACUAGGAUUGAUUGCAUUAUACCAGUUUUUUACCUAUCCUGUCCAUAUUGUUGAUGUAGAUGCCCAUAUCUGCUAUACAGACUUACUUUACAAAAGGACAGUUUGGGAUACUUCUUUUGUUGCUAUAUACAGUGCAGGCCAAAGGUUUUGGACACACAUUCAAUGGGUUUUCUUAAUUUUCAUGACUAUUUACAUUGUAGAUUGUCACUGAAGGUAUCAAAACUAUGAAUGAACACGUGUAGUUAUGUACAAACCCCGUUUCCAUAUUAGUUGGGAAAUUGUGUUGGAUGUAAAUAUAAACGGAAUACAAUGAUUUGCAAAUAAUUUUCAACCCAUAUUCAGUUGAAUGUGCUACAAAGACAACAUAUUUGAUGUUCAAACUGAUAAACUUUUUUUUUUUUGCAAAUGAUCAUUAACUUUAGAAUUUGAUGCCAGCAACACGUGACAAAGAAGUUGGGAAAGGUGGCAAUAAAUACUGAUAAAGUUGAGGAAUGCUCAUCAAACACUUAUUUGGAACAUCCCACAGGUGAACAGGCAAAUUGGGAACAGGUGGGUGCCAUGAUUGGGUAUAAAAGUAGAUUCCAUGAAAUGCUCAGUCAUUCACAAACAAGGAUGGGGUGAGGGUCACCACUUUGUCAACAAAUGCGUGAGCAAAUUGUUGAACAGUUUAAGAAAAACCUUUCUCAACCAGCUAUUGCAAGGAAUUUAGUGAUUUCACCAUCUACGGUCCGUAAUAUCAUCAAAGGGUUCAGAGAAUCUGGAGAAAUCACUGCACGUAAGCAGCUAAGCCCGUGACCUUCGAUCCCUCAGGCUGUACUGCAUCAACAAGCGACAUCAGUGUGUAAAGGAUAUCACCACAUGGGCUCAGGAACACUUCAGAAACCCACUGUCAGUAACUACAGUUGGUCGCUACAGCUGUAAGUGCAAGUUAAAACUCCUAUGCAAGGCGAAAACCGUUUAUCAACAACACCCAGAAACGCUGUCGGCUUCGCUGGGCCUGAGCUCAUCUAAGAUGGACUGAUGAAAAGUGUUCUGUGGUCUGACGAGUCCACAUUUCAAAUUGUUUUUGGAAACUGUGGACGUCGUGUCCUCCGAACCAAAGAAGAAAAGAACCAUGCGGAUUGUUAUAGGUGCAAAGUUCAAAAGCCAGCAUCUGUGAUGGUAUGGGGGUGUAUUAGUGCCCAAGACAGGGGUAACUUACACAUCUGUGAAGGCGCCAUUAAUGCUGAAAGGUACAUACAGGUUUUGGAGCAACAUAUGUUGCCAUCCAAGCAACGUUACCAUGGACGCCCCUGCUUAUUUCAGCAAGACAAUGCCAAGCCACGUGUUACAUCAACGUGGCUUCAUAGUAAAAGAGUGCGGGUACUAGACUGGCCUGCCUGUAGGCCAGACCUGUCUCCCAUUGAAAAUGUGUGGCGCAUUAUGAAGCUUAAAAUACCACACCGGAGACCCCCGGACUGUUGAACAACUUAAGCUGUACAUCAAGCAAGAAUGGGAAAUAAUUCCACCUGAGAAGCUUAAAAAAUGUGUCUCCUCAGUUUCCAAACGUUUACUGAGUGUUGUUAAAAGGAAAGACCCUUUCCCAACUACUUUGGCACGUGUUGCAGCCAUGAAAUUCUAAGUUAAUUAUUAUUUGCAAAAAAAAAAUUAAGUUUAUGAGUUUGAACAUCAAAUAUCUUGUCUUUGUAGUGCAUUCAAUUGAAUAUGGGUUGAAAAGUAUUUGCAAAUCAUUGUAUUCCGUUUAUAUUUACAUCUAACACUAUUUCCCAACUCAUAUGGAAACGGGGUUUGUACAUGCAUUUAUAUAUUUACUUAAACUUUCUUUAUCCAAGGUAAGAAGGUAAGACGAUUAAGAACCAAUUUUCAUUUGCAAUGCAGAUCUAACAAAGACGAAGCAUUAACAUGACAGAGAUGUUGAAAUGUAAUGCUAUUGUCUCUUAUUUAGCAGCAAAAAAUAUGGCUAUAGAUCACUCUAAACCAGGGGUUGGCAACCAAAAACAUUGAAAGAGCCAUAUUGAACCAAAAAUACAAAAAACAAAUCUGUCUGGAGCCGCAAAAAAUUAAAAGCCGUAUAUAAGUCUUCUAAUGAAGGCAACACAUGACGUAAGUGUCUAUAAUAGCUAUAAUAGCCUACUAUCAAAAUGACUAUGUGUCGCAGGCUGAAGCAAAUCAUCGUUGACAGAAAUGUUGAAAUGUAUUAUUUAUUCUACACAUUUGUACAACAUUAGAAACCAUUAGUAAAUCAGAGGCUACUCAGAAGGUGAGAUAACUCCUGGAAAUUACUGGCUUUUUUAAUGGCCAAAUGUAUAGAUGUUUGUGUCCAAGUUAAAGCAAACGGCAGACUGUCUUCUUUUGAUAGAUUUAUUACAAUCUUUGGCAAGCUAGGUAAUGUUUGCUGUGGUCUGGAACAACAUGGCACACAAACAACUAUCAGAAAUGCAGCCAAUAUUACAUACAUGUCAUGAGACAUGCAAAACUAAAUUAUAUACAAAGAGGAUAAAAGGAAAGGAUAUUUAAUGAGCUCAAAUAUACCUACAAAUGAGGCAUAAUGAUGCAAUAUGUAUAUACAGCUCGCCUAAAUAGCAUGUUAGCAUUAAUUAGCUUGCAGUCAUGCAGUGAACAAAGCCGGAUUAGCACUCCAACAAGUCAAUUACAUCAACAAAGUGCACCUUUGUGCAUUCACACACAGCAUAAAACUUUUGGUGGACAAAAUGAGACAAAGAAGGAGUAGAAGAUUUUACAUGUAAACACAUGUCACAGUCCACACUAUGGUGAGUUCAAGAACAGCCGAAAUUAGUAGGACAAAACGAUGUUCACCAAAUACUCUCAUCAGUGAAGCAUACAGACACACAUAUUAAACAAUAAGCUUUCUAACAAUUGGGAAGGUUUGUGUCAUGUUUGUCCUGAAACAAAGUUUAUACUAAUAAAAAAUAAUAAUUUCCC
Molecule: messenger RNA, 7741 nt
Organism: Nerophis lumbriciformis (worm pipefish)
Lineage: Eukaryota; Metazoa; Chordata; Actinopteri; Syngnathiformes; Syngnathidae
Gene: vars2
Product: valyl-tRNA synthetase 2, mitochondrial
Biological process (GO): valyl-tRNA aminoacylation
Cellular component (GO): cytosol
Molecular function (GO): aminoacyl-tRNA deacylase activity; ATP binding; valine-tRNA ligase activity
Source: RefSeq, a predicted model, not a curated record